AUGGAGACACUGACAGAGGAAGAGGAUCAGACUAAAGUUAAAAAUACCAGCGUGCCGGUGAUCUCAAUUCACCAUAAUAAUGAUGAGGACGACGAUGAUCUUUACGACACAGAUCUCGAAGACGAAAAAAACAGAGAUGUUGACAAGGAUUCGAAGAAAGAAAGAGCUGUAUCAGCGUAUGAGAAUACCGACAUUGGACACCAUACUUAUGAAGAAGCCUGCAAGAAACUGAAGGUCAUUCCUUUGAAAAGGAUCAUCAGUCAGUUAUGGACAGACACCAUGAUGUUACGCUAUAUUGGCCUCAACUUUGGACAAGCCAAAGCUUUGUCAUAUGCUUUGAUGCACAAUUCUAAAGUAGAAAAGGUUGAUUUGACAGAAAAUAGUUUAGAAGGUGAUUCGACUGGACUGUUCUUUGAAAUUCUUAAAACACAAAUCUACAUUACCUAUUUGAAUAUAAGUGAGAAUAUUGUUGAUGAAGCUGCCGCCAGUAUACUAUCAGAAAUGUUGGAAUGUAACGCCUGUUUAACACAUCUUGUCCUCUCAGGAACUAAGAUUGGAGAUAAAGAAAUCACACAUAUAAUAACAGGAAUGCAGGAAAACGAUACUUUGAUCCAUCUAGAUCUGAGUAAAAAUGAAAUAGGAAUAAGUGGUGCUCUAAGAUUCUCUAAGAUUAUCACUCCAAACAGAUCAUUGAAAUCAUUAAACUUGAGUUGGAAUCACAUCAGAGCAGCUGGAGGGGUAGCUAUUGUUAAAAGUUUACAGAAGAACAUUAGUCUAAUAGAUGUUGAUUUAUCAUGGAAUGGACUGGGAUUCGAAGGAAGUCUGGCUCUAGGUGAAGCACUGAAAGAUAAUAAGUUCCUGAGGAAGCUGAACCUCAACAACAACAGAAUCAACUGGGAUUGUGUACCGUAUAUUGGUCGGGGAUUACGUAACAAUAAAUCCCUCAACAUUUUAGAGAUUGGGUAUAAUCCGUUAUCUCUGGAAGGUUGUGCUGAUCUAUUGGAUUUUAUCUCCAAUAAAAAAUCUGGUAUACAAGUUCUCAGUUUACCGGCAGUACCUAUAAAUACUAAAAUUGCCUACCUGGCCACCAAGAUAUCUCACGAUCGAAAGUUCAUCCUUCACCAUGGUGGUAUAUUAGCAACUGGGGAUGUUAUUGGCAUACAGAGAGCCUUCAAAGUGGAUCCACUAUCUCGUCUGAUAUCGUAUCUUGGUUCUAUUGGAUUUCGGGUGGUUGAUUUAUUCAGGAUGUUUGAUUCUCAAGAUAAACUGUUCGUCUCCAGAGAGAAAUUUAUGCAAGGUUUGAAGAAGAUCAAUGCCCCUCUAGAUGAGGAUGAUGCUGAUAAUAUAGCUGAUAGAAUGGAGGUGAACGGAGAGAUCAGUUUCAAAACCUUAAUGGACUCUGUAAAGAACCACAUCCGAGAUGCCAGGAAAGAGGACAUGAGACACGAGAUGAUGGAAAAAAGAAAGAGAGAAGAAAGGAAACGGAUUCUUCAUUCUGAUGUAACAGUUAAUGCUCAGACCACUUUGGCAUUCUCUCCCGGAGCGUACAACAUGUACAGUUCAUAUAGCCGACAAGGUCGAGACACAUCCUCACAUUCACCGUUCACCAACAAUCCACACAGUGACGGACACUCUUCCUCGGGAAGCCAACACCGUGUCUUUACCCACUCAGCUUCGACUUCCAAGACUUUACCUACAGUGACAAGUCCUCGCCCAACAUUGCGAGAUCCGGAGUCUAUGAAACAUUUGUCUGCUCGUUCCCGCUUCCGACAGGCAGGAAGACGUCUGGCAUUUACCAGCGGUAAAAAGGUAACGCGACAGACUUCGAUGGAGCCUGUAGAAAAAGAGAACACAAUUAACCAGUACGCCGUCCUACCAGCCGUUAAAACAUAA
This is a messenger RNA of Lottia gigantea (owl limpet), 1893 nucleotides long. RefSeq lists its product as hypothetical. NCBI's taxonomy places the organism in Eukaryota, Metazoa, Mollusca, Gastropoda, Lottiidae. The coding region runs from base 1 to 1893 and encodes 630 amino acids. The record is from RefSeq and is a predicted model, not a curated record. The transcript is spliced from 13 exons. Gene Ontology annotation, molecular function: protein binding.